AUGUGUGAAGGUCCAAUUGGCAAAAUUUUCUGCGGAAGUUAUGACGGCGAUGUUUACGUCCUUUCAAUUUCAAGGAACAGCAACACGAUUUCAAGUGCUUCUGGAAUUAUUUCAAAAGUUUUUGAAUAUAUUAUCGGAUAUAUACGAUCUCCUGUUAUAGGAUUAAUCACAGACUCAAACUUCGAAGAAAUAUGCUACUGGACAGAAGAUAAUUCAUGUUAUAUGAUAAAAUACGAUUAUGAUAGCGAAAGAUUCAUAAAACUAGGGUCCAUUUCAAGUAUAAAACAAAAAAUUAUCUCAGCCUCUUGCGCUGGCGAUGAUUAUUUCGAAGUUUUUACUCAAUCUGGAGAAAGAUACAUCUUAAAUGGAAAGAAUAUCUCAGUAAUUCCACCAAUUCAAGGCUUUGGAAGUACUGUUACAUUCGGAGCAUCAACAAUGGGAUGCGUAGUAAUAAUCUCCGACAAAAAAGCCACAUUUAUCAGGACACAAAGGCUGAAUGGCAAAGUUUUCAGUGGAGACACAACUGUAGUAUCUCUUCCUGGAACUCCUGUAUUCCUUUCGUUCGGAUUGCGCCCUCGUGCAACUAAUAAUUCAGAUUCUCUUUACUGGCAGCACAUUUGCCUUCCUCCGACUGCAUAUAUACUUACUACAGCGGGUGGUAUUGUCGCGAACUUCAUGGCUCCAUUCGAAAAAGUAAAGAGAUUGUCGACUUUGGAUCCAAAUGAUUUUGCCAAAAACCUGGAUAUCACUGAUUAUAACUCGGAUGUAGUUGUAGAGCAUCUCUCGUCACUUGUAGCGCUUUGUUCUUUCUCGCCUGACCUCAGAAGUCAUUAUUUUUACCAAGCAACAAAUUUAAUCAACAAAACAGACCAUUUAUCCUUCUCUUCUGCCAUUCUUACACGUCUCACCCGUCUAAUGACUGUUAUUGACGGCGUAGCAAUGCUCACAGAGGUUCCUAGGUUCAGAAAAAGAAAGACCAAAUUUGUGGUCAAUUACGAUUGGAAGAACUUACCCGCCGGAUUUGCUAUACAGCUCGAGGACAUUGCAUCCACCAUUAAAGAUUAUAUCAAGUCCGUCGAAAAUCAGACAGAAAGCUUCCAUUUCGUCGGUGGAAAGAAAAACAGAGUUAUGGAAGAUUACAAAAUGCUUUCCAAUAUAUCCGCAUUUGUUAAUUUCGUUUUGGAAGUUGUAAAAACAAUUUCAACUUUCGCUCGCCAGAAAUCGACGGUUUUGACACACGUAAUUGAAUAUGUCAGAGAAAACGAUUCAAAAGACGAUCCUAAGAACAUUGCUAUUGAUUUCCUGACAUCGCAACCGAUCUUUGACUUCUCGAAUCCCAAUUUCGAGCCAUCAGAAGUCUCCCAUUACUUGUGCUGCUUCAUUACAGCGUUCUUCCUUGUUAUUGAUAAGGAUACAAGGUCGAAUCUCCUUGCAAGUAGGAUGGCUCACAAUUCUACAGGAUUCUCGUACUUCAUUGGUAUCCAUAUCUCCAAUAUUCUCAGCCAACUUCAAAUUGCGAAACUAUCUGAAGGAGCUGAGCGAACAAUUGCCAUCAGGGAGCAACUCCAUUCUAUACUUUCCUUCAUAGAGUUCAUAGAUUACCCAAUGAUCGUUAACCAAUUCAAAGAUUUGAAUUCUCCACAGAUUAUUUACGAAAUCGCUUUCGCCAAAGCGCAAAGCAUCGAUCCACAAUCACGUGCAUUGCAAUGGUUGAUGGAUGGCCAGCCUGUAGACAUGUUUGCCGAAGAUAUUUUCAAUAAUGUUGUUGAAAUCUUCGAGAUUGCAUGCGAGGCCUAUGAAUGCGAUGAUGGAAUAGAGUCAGCCAUCACGUUCUGCAAGAAGAAUAAGCUUUUCGCAAUGACAUUCUACCAUUUCCUCGAUGAAAAGGAUAAACUCAGCGAACUGAUCAAGAUGGACGCUCCGUUCAUCGAUGAGUUUGUUAAAACAAACCAUCCUGAGUUGCUUUACAAGGUUUUCAUCGAAAAGAAACUGUUUUUGGAAGCAGCAGAAGAACUUUACAAACUUGGAACAGAUAAAGAGGCCGACCAACAGGACAAAAUCAACUGGCUUAACAUGGCCAUCGCAAUUUGUUCCAAAUACAAACUUACUUCUAUCGAAGCGAAGAUUCAGGAGAAACUGAACGACGAAAUGGCCAGCUUUUUAGAUGAUGAUAAAUGA
Messenger RNA from Trichomonas vaginalis G3, 2178 nucleotides. Its product is annotated as nuclear pore complex protein NUP155 family. Gene Ontology annotation, molecular function: structural constituent of nuclear pore. Gene Ontology annotation, cellular component: nuclear pore; nuclear pore inner ring. NCBI's taxonomy places the organism in Eukaryota, Parabasalia, Trichomonadida, Trichomonadidae. The coding region runs from base 1 to 2178 and encodes 725 amino acids. The transcript has a single exon. The record is from RefSeq and is a predicted model, not a curated record. Gene Ontology annotation, biological process: transcription-dependent tethering of RNA polymerase II gene DNA at nuclear periphery; protein import into nucleus; protein localization to nuclear inner membrane.